AUGGACCGAUCCAUGAAGAAGCGCUUCCGAGCGAGUGUAACGGCGAGAUUAAGCUUCGUCAUCUUCGUCUUCCUUGCCGGCGUUCUGAUCGGCCGGCUUGGGAAACCGCUCUUGGGCGAGUCCGUGCUCGCUACAGGCGACUUCCAGACCCCGAGCUGGGAGACCAAGGCCCUGAACAAGGAGGCCCAGGGGGUGGUCAAGGGCGCCCAAGAGGUGGUCAAGAGCGCCUUCUCCCGUGCCUCCCUGACCGGGACGACACGCAGCAUCAAGCCCGGCCCGGUGCGCACCGUGUGCGAGAACACCUGCCCCACCGCCCGUGACGGCGUGUGCCAGGAUGGCCGCCCCAGCCCCGGCAGCAACGCGACCUCCUUCUACGAGACCCUGCACCCCGUGGUGUGCGACCUGGGCACGGACUGCGCGGACUGCGGGCCCUGGGUGACCACCGCCACCCCAGAGGCCCUGGCCUGGGCGCCCGUGGCGCUGCUGCGCACGGCGGAGACCAAGCUGCUGGUGCGCAGGGUGGCCUCCCCCGCCGGCUACAUUUUCGGGAUCACGGAUCCAGAGCUGGACACGGAUGUGUCACGCCACGUCAACGGUACAGGGCUUUUUGAGCCUGUCCUGACCCUGCUCUGGCACCAGCUCCUAGCAAACUGUGUGCAGCAGGAUGGAAGUCGGAGGCUGGUGGUGGAUGUGGGUGCCAAUUUUGGGUACUACACCCUCAUGGCGGCUUCCCUGGGGUGCAGGGUCAAGGCCUGGGAGCCGGUACCAAUGUUCGCAGCCUUCACACAGUAUGGCUUGCUGCUGAACAACCUGACUCACCUUGUAGAGUUGAGCGACAAGAUUGUGAGCGACUCUGAUGGCGCCAGCUUGAGCAUCCAUGUUCCAAGGAAGGGCAUCUGGGGGACGGCUGCAGUCGUGCCAGGAAACUCCACUGUGAAUCUCGAGCACAGCCAUCAGCUGGUGGUCAAGACGACCGAGCGCCUGGACUCCGUGGUUCACGAGGACAUCCUCUUGAUGAAGGCCGACGUCGAGGGCUUUGAGCCCAGCGUGAUGAGGGGGGCCCGCGACCUCCUGCUCAAGCGCAGCGUGGAAAACAUCAUCAUGGAGUACUCCCCAGGAGUUGGCGACUGGCAGCGUGACUGGGACAAGUCGAUGUCCAACCCCAUCAUGCUCAAAGCGCUCAUUGAGGCAGGGUACUUUGCGUACGACCUGCCCUGGUCCAAGGUGUACACCUAUCCGGGAUUCAACGUGUCGAUGCCAGUGUUGGAGCGGGUGCUCACUUACAUGCUGGAUCUGGACAUCCAGGACAUGCAGCGCGCCAAGCUCGGCAAGCUGGGCUGCGAGCUGAAGGAGGAGCUGCCGGAGCAUGCCGCGUACCUGCCCGACUGCAACAAGGUGCCCCAGGCGCUGCACCCCCACUCCUACCACUCCUCCUUCGGCUUCAACACAAACGUGUGGCUGACGCGGAGCUCGGCCGUGAACAGCAGCGGCGUCGCCUCGGUGGCCCCCCUGACCUUCAACCCCGCCAAGGAGUACUUUUUGCCCAAUAACGUGGCCAUGGCACGCAACUGGUGCGGCUGGUACAAGCCCGAGGAGCUGCUGGCUCAGCGCUGCCCCUGUGUGGAGGGCACCCCCUGCGCCGCGGCGUCCAAGGCCGUGGAGGCGGCGGCCAGGGAGGGCAAGCUGGCGCCCUACCCGGUGCCCAGCGAGAAGUUCAAGCACGAGCGCGUGGAGGCGUGGUGA
Molecule: messenger RNA, 1743 nt
Organism: Auxenochlorella protothecoides
Lineage: Eukaryota; Viridiplantae; Chlorophyta; Trebouxiophyceae; Chlorellales; Chlorellaceae
Exons: 9
Coding region: 1-1743 (580 amino acids)
Source: RefSeq, a predicted model, not a curated record